AUGAAGUCCAUUAGCUUCUUUCCCCUGUUCCUUCUUAUCCUGGGAACUCUGGCAUAUUGGACCGUGGAAGGCGCUGGACAUUCUUGGAAAGCAGGAGCCUGCCCUCCUAGAAGACUUGGCAAGUGCAUUCGAAACGAGAAACCUAGGUGCAACAGUGACUGGCAGUGCCCAGGAAACCAGAAAUGCUGUCAAGACACUUGUGUUGUCCGUUGCAUGGACUCUACUGAACUCCCCAGACAAGCCAGGGAAAAGCCUGGGAAGUGUCCACAAGUAUUUGGAGAGUGCAUGAUGCUUAAUCCACCCAACCACUGUGAGACUGAUGGUGAAUGUGACAACAAUUACAAGUGCUGCAAGGGCAUGUGUGGGAAAGCCUGUGUCAAACCCCUCAGAGAUAUAGUUGCUUGCAACCAGAAUUGGCUUUUUGAGAGGGCCCCAGCUCAGAAACUGUUCUUGGCCCAUGUCUCCACUCAGCAGCUGCAGGACACAUCCAACACCUCCCUCACUGGCCUCAACGGGCAGAUCACCUUAUUAGCUGAAGCAGUAAUUCAAAUUAUACCCACUUUAGAUUUAAUCACAGCAGAAUAG
Messenger RNA from Suncus etruscus (white-toothed pygmy shrew), 585 nucleotides. RefSeq names its product secretory leukocyte peptidase inhibitor (gene SLPI). Gene Ontology annotation, molecular function: peptidase inhibitor activity. NCBI's taxonomy places the organism in Eukaryota, Metazoa, Chordata, Mammalia, Eulipotyphla, Soricidae. Gene Ontology annotation, biological process: innate immune response; antibacterial humoral response. Bases 1 to 585 code for a protein of 194 amino acids. The transcript is spliced from 4 exons. Gene Ontology annotation, cellular component: extracellular region. The record is from RefSeq and is a predicted model, not a curated record.